GUAAUUCAGGAGAUUUAGACGACUGCAAAGAUGGCGUGUGUAUGGUGUUAUGGAAUGGGAGAGAUCAUCAGAUGUCCUGUCCUUAUGUUUUGAUGAACGUUUAAAACUUCUGUUGACGUUAGCUAUUAAUAUUAGCUACGGUCAGAAUGGCCCAUGGAUACCUUCGCUUGUCAAGAGGUUGCAGGAAUCUUUUCAAAGUUCUGCUGCCUCCAAACGUAACAAGCAAUGCCCGACUGGUCUCAAGUUAUGCUGAUGCCCAAAUAGCAAUCGAAAGAGGGUCUAUACUUGCCAAGGUCUUAGGUGCCUAUCAAAGCAUUUGCUCCAAACCCCCCAAAGGUUUUGAAAAGUACUUUCCUGAAGCUAAGAAUGGUCCAAAGAGUAGCGAACCUAACACAUCCAGUGGAAAUACACCCAAAGAGGCUGAGCCAGUCAAUGGACAGAAAGACACAGAGAAAUCCGGUGGAGGAGGAGCUGGUGGGGGGGGAGGAGGUGCCUCAGGUGGAGGAGGAAAGAGAGGAGGCCGAAAGGAGGAAUCUACUUGGUAUAGCCGGCUUCAGAAGGGUGAUGUGCCAUGGGAUGACAAAGAUUUCCGUAUGUACUUCCUGGGUGGGACAGUCUUUUGGACAGUUGUCACAUACUACUUAUUUUUUCGUGAUGGGGGAAGAGAAGUUACUUGGAAAGACUUUGUCAAUAAUUACCUCUCAAAAGGAGUGGUGGAUCGGUUGGAGGUUGUAAAUAAGCGCUAUGUAAAAGUGGUGUUUUCUCCCGGGAAGACUCCUGUUGAUGGACAAUAUGUAUGGUUCAAUAUCGGCAGCGUAGAUACAUUUGAGCGUAAUCUGGAGACUUCACAGUAUGAGAUGGGAAUUGAGGGUGAGAAUCGCCUGCCAGUGGUCUACUCCACAGAGAGUGACGGCUCCUUCCUUCUGAGCAUGCUCCCAACCGUGCUCAUUAUUGGCUUCCUGCUCCUCAUGCUACGACGGGGGCCUGCUGGGCCGGGCAGACCGGGCCGAGGCAUGGGCGGUCUCUUUAGUGUCAGCGAGACCACUGCCAAGGUGAUCAAGGAUGAGAUCAACAUCAAAUUCAAAGAUGUGGCCGGCUGUGAGGAGGCCAAGAUGGAAAUCAUGGAGUUUGUGAACUUCUUGAAGAACCCCAAGCAGUACCAGGAUCUGGGUGCAAAAAUUCCAAAAGGUGCCAUUCUGACAGGACCACCUGGGACAGGGAAGACCCUCCUCGCUAAGGCCACUGCUGGAGAGGCCAACGUCCCUUUCAUCACCGUCAAUGGCUCAGAGUUCUUAGAGAUGUUUGUUGGCGUAGGCCCUGCCAGGGUCAGAGACCUGUUUGUCUUGGCCCGCAAAAAUGCGCCCUGUAUCCUCUUCAUUGAUGAAAUUGAUGCUGUGGGACGCAAGCGUGGAAGAGGGAACUUUGGAGGCCAGAGCGAGCAGGAGAACACACUGAACCAGCUGCUGGUGGAGAUGGAUGGGUUCAACACUGCAACCAAUGUGGUGGUAUUAGCUGGCACCAACCGACCUGAUAUUUUAGACCCUGCACUGAUGAGACCUGGACGCUUUGACAGGCAGAUUUACAUUGGUCCCCCUGACAUCAAGGGUAGAGCCUCAAUAUUUAAAGUGCAUCUGAGGCCCCUAAAACUGGAUCCGGAGAUGGACAAAGAGGCUCUGGCCAGAAAAAUGGCUGCCCUAACUCCUGGCUUCUCUGGUGCUGAUAUUGCUAAUGUGUGCAACGAAGCUGCUCUCAUUGCCGCUCGCCACCUGUCUGAAGCCAUCAAUCACCAGCAUUUCGAGCAGGCCAUUGAACGUGUGAUCGGAGGUCUUGAGAAGAAGACCCAGGUCUUACAGCCAGAAGAGAAGAAGACAGUGGCCUACCACGAGGCAGGCCACGCUGUGGCCGGGUGGUACCUGGAGCAUGCAGACCCUCUACUCAAGGUGUCUAUCAUUCCCAGAGGGAAAGGUUUAGGUUAUGCACAGUACCUGCCUAAGGAGCAGUACCUGUAUACCAAGGAGCAGCUGCUGGACAGGAUGUGUAUGACGCUGGGCGGGCGUGUGUCUGAGGAGAUCUUCUUUGGCCGCAUCACCACAGGGGCCCAGGACGAUCUGCGGAAGGUCACCCAAAGUGCCUAUGCUCAGAUUGUGCAGUUCGGCAUGAACGCAAAGGUAGGCCACCUGUCUUUUGACUUGCCCCGGCAGGGUGAGAUGGUCUUGGAGAAGCCAUACAGUGAAGCCACGGCGCGUCUGAUCGACUCGGAGGUGCGCUCGCUCAUCAACGAGGCCUACGAGCGCACGAUGCAGAUUCUGUCUGAGAAAAAGACAGACGUGGAGAAGGUGGCACUACGUCUGCUUGAUAAGGAGGUUCUGAACAAAGACGACAUGGUUGAGUUGCUGGGGCCUCGUCCAUUUGCCGAGAAAUCCACCUACGAGGAGUUUGUGGAGGGAACGGGGGGUAUGGAUGAAGACACUUCCCUCCCAGAGGGCCUCAAGGACUGGAACAGGGAGCGCGACAAAGACAAAGAGGAGAGCACAGAGGAGCAGGUGGCACGACAGAUCUCCGGAGGAAUGCCCUUCUAGACUUCCUGGACUCUUGGAGGGUUAUGGUGUGGCGAAAUGGAAAGCGGGAGACAUGGUAGAUUGAAUCAUCAGGCAGACCUCACCAUGGCCAGUCUUGAUGGUUUCCUCAGUGUUCUGGAUCUAUUUCAAGGAUGCUGAAUCAGGACGCUGAAUGUGACAACGUUAAAUGCCCGCCUCUUGUACCUGGGUUAUAUUGUCAAAAUAUUGCCCUGGGUGCUAUCAAGCGUCCUGGUGGAGAGGUCCUUAAACACCUAAUGAGAAAAAAAUAUAUAAAAUACAUCCAGUUUAGUAAUGGUACUUGUUAGGGUGCAGUGGGCAAGAGUGUUUUUUCUUUAUAAAGAUCUAUAAAUAAUGCAAAGGAUUUCUGACUAAGAAAGGAUGAUGUAGCUUGAUGACCUCGUUAAAAUGAAAACAACAUUGAAAUGAAAUCCACAGUUAUUUGUUUUAACUCCAUCAGUCUUAUCAAUAAACUGUUUAAAGUAUAUCAGGAAAUUUCAAUGUACAAAAUUGCUAAUCAGCUCAAAUGUAUUACAUUACUAUACAAAAAAGCGAUUUAACUGUAACACUCUUCUUCAGUGACUGCUUCUUGACAUGCAGGCUUGCUUGGGUAUCAAUAACAUAAAGUCAGUUAAGUCAGCACAACAAUAUACAAUAAUAAUAUAUUACAAUAGCUAAAUAAUAUUUUGGGACAAAAAAGUUGUUAUUUAUUCAUUUGCAAGAUUCUCUGAGAAAGAAAGCUUAUGUUUCUCAUUCACCUUAAGGUCAACCAUUGAUUUAAGUUAUGUUAUUUUAUUUUGGCGUGCUCUGUUCAAAUCUGUUUCCUCAAAGAUGGUUUUCCUACAGUGGGGGCAAGGGGCUAGAUGGUUAUGCUCUGACUGUUAUUCCAUUUAAGAACAGGUGACAAGCUAUAUCUGCACACUGCCAUCUUUUACAUUUGGGGUGUGUUUUACAAGAACACUUCCUCCUGAUAUUCUACUGCCUUCACUGUUAGCAGGGGCAGGCUUCCUUCUCUUCUGUUGGUUACAGUUGAUUUAGCUUGAUGUGUAAAUGCAGCCAUAAUUUUUUCCUGCUUGUUCAUUCACAUUCAUUUCCUACCACAAAAUAUUUGAAAAGAGACAAGGAAAGGAGAGUAUUGGGAGAAAAAAAACAAGCAAGCAAGGACACCAUAAAGAGAUGACACCCUCUCCCAUGACGCUCCAUUAUGGUCCAAUUCAAACAUUCAAAUUACGGAUCUGAAACAGGUAGGAUACUGUGUACAAAAUUAGAUAUGUGGCAUAUGAAAUUCAUAUGUACGGAUUCUCGCAACAUGUGGAUAGCACAAGGCGAGUGCCGAAGGUAGUCUUUUAAGUUGUAUUGCUGUCAGCUACUAAACAUGUAUAGGACAGUCAUUCCACUUGGCACUUGGCACAUCUUACCAGAACAAACUUCUCAUUGGCACAAAUAAAACAAAACAAACCAGGAAAAGGCCAUUUAAGAGGAAUUUAGAACUAAAUACAAAAUGUUUGUGAAAACAAUGUAGCGCACUGACUGAAAAAUUAAAUACAUUAAAUUGGUUGUCUCUAUCCACAUCUCAGUCCGUCUGUUAUAAAAAUGCUAAAUACUGUACAAUGCUGUACACAAAUUGCUGAUUAAUCCACUUAUUAAAGUAAUUUUGUUUAUACAAUCAGUAGGCUGCAUUGGUCAGAAAUAAUAUACUUUUGUGUAGAAAUAUCAUUUAAUGAUCUCCCCCCUUUACAUUAUUUUCCCUAUUGGUGGGAGAAAAGUGGUUGUUACUUGAUGGAUGAUAUGCUUGAGGUUGUGGGGUUGGAAAAAAAAUAUACAAUCAUAUCCUUCAUGGUACCAUUUCUUUCAUCCUGGGACAGCAGGUAACAUGAAUAUGCUUGAUGACAUGCAGCCUGAGGAAUGAGUCAGUUGCAAUUAAAACAGCCUAAUAGUUACAAAAACGUUAAUUUGUUACUGCCAAGACACAUGAAAUGAGUUAAUGAAAGGCUGCAGACUACCAAAACUAGUUCCAGUAUCAGAAUGCUUAAGCUGCUGGAGAAAUACUGUCAAUCAUGUAUUAUCCCUUAAAUUACUCAAAUUGUUGUUCACUAAUAUCAUUGGUAGAGCUUUAAGUGUGUGCUGUUCCACAGCUUAUCUGGAUAUCACUAAUAAUAAAAAUCAGUCUAAUGAUUGCUUUUCUGUAGCACCUUCGCUCUGUAGGACUUGUGAUGUAACGUGGAGUUUGUUCGGUUGUGAUAAUGAUCUAUUGGUUUUUAAACUUGAAAUAUAUUUCAAUCUAAACCAA
Hypomesus transpacificus is the source of this 4866-nucleotide messenger RNA. It is a transcript of the gene afg3l2, whose product is annotated as AFG3-like AAA ATPase 2. Gene Ontology annotation, cellular component: membrane; m-AAA complex. NCBI's taxonomy places the organism in Eukaryota, Metazoa, Chordata, Actinopteri, Osmeriformes, Osmeridae. The record is from RefSeq and is a predicted model, not a curated record. Gene Ontology annotation, biological process: mitochondrial protein processing; protein-containing complex assembly. The coding region runs from base 147 to 2579 and encodes 810 amino acids. Gene Ontology annotation, molecular function: ATP binding; zinc ion binding; ATP-dependent peptidase activity. The transcript is spliced from 17 exons.